AAAAACAGUUUCUUGUUUCACCGUUAACGCUCCAUCCCUUUUGGCGCCAUGAGAUGAAUCGCUCUCUGCAACUCCUGAACGAGGUCAAAUCGCUCAGAACCUUGAGAUUCGUCCAUGCCCAUCUUCUAAUUGAUGGCUCCGUCGCCUCAUCGGACCUCAUUCUCAACAAGUUUCUCAGACUUUAUGCAAAGUUUGGUGCAACCAAUCAUGCUCGCAAAGUGUUCGAUCAAAUUCCUGAACCAAAUGCGUUUCUAUGGACAUCCUUGAUUCACGGGUAUGUUGAGAAUAUUCAAUACCCAGAAGCCUUUUCUGCAUUUAGAUGGAUGCGUAGUGAGUCUGUCACCCCAUUGAAUUAUACCAUUGCGUCGGUGCUCAAGGGUUUAGCUAGAUUGGCAAGAGUUAAGGAUGGGAAAGCAGCUUAUGGGUUUGUCUUAAAAUGUGGUUUUGGUUUUGAUUUGACAGUGCAAAAUGCUAUCAUUGACUUGUUCAUGAGAUGUGGAGAAGUUGAUUCUGCAGAAUGGGUAUUCAAUGAGAUGGUUGACAAAGAUUUUGUCUCCUGGAAUUCAAUGAUUUUAGGGUAUGGGAAUAAUGGUAAAGUUGGUGUUGCUCGUGCCAUGUUUGAUGAGAUGCCAGACAGGAAUGUGAUUUCUUGGACGAGCAUGAUUCAGGGAUAUGUUAAGGCCGGGGACAUGGAGGAGUCUAGGAUUCUUUUUGAGAGAAUGCCUAGCAAAGAUCCAGCCUCUUGGAAUGUGAUGGUUUCUGCAUACAUAGAUGCUGGUGAUAUUGAUUCCGCUAAGUAUGUUUUUGAAGCUACGCCAGUUCGUAAUAUUGGGACUUGGAAUCUGAUGUUAUCAGGAUUUUGUAAAGCAGGGGAGAUAGAAGAUGCAAAAGAAUUGUUCAACAAAAUGCCAGAUAGAAAUGUUGCAUCAUGGACCAUAAUGAUGGAUGGGCAUGUUAAAGUUGGGGAUGUUGAUAGUGCAAGAUUUUUAUUUGAUCACAUGCCUGAGAGGAAUCUGGUGUCUUGGUCUGUCAUGAUUAGAGCCUAUGCUAGGAAUGGACAGCCUCAUAAUGCUUUAGAAUUAUAUAAAAAAUUCAAGGAACAAGGCAUUCGGCCAGAUGAAACAUUUAUAUUAGGAAUUAUAUCAGCAUGCUCGCAGUUAGGAAUCUUGGAUACAGCAGAAUCAAUUAUUCAUGACUUUACAGGACCUUCUUUUUCUAACAAGCAGGUAGUUUCCAGUUUGAUUGACAUGUAUGCAAAAUGUGGUAGCCUUGAGAGGGCUUUGCAAGUUUUUAAGAUGGCUAGUCAAAAGGAUUUGCUUUGUUAUAGCACUAUGAUUGCAGCAUUUGCAAACCAUGGAUUAGCUCAAGAUGCAAUUUCAUUGUUUUCUGAGAUGAAAAAGGCCAAUAUAAAGCCUGAUGGAAUAGCUUUUCUUGGAAUUUUGACUGCUUGUAACCAUGGGGGUCUUGUUGCUGAAGGCAGGAAGUACUUCAGACAAAUGAGAGAUGAAUAUGGAAUUCGACCCUCUGAAAAACACUAUGCAUGCAUUGUUGACCUUCUUGGUCGAGCUGGAUGCCUUGAAGAGGCACAUAACCUUAUAAGCAAUAUGACUAUUUCACCCAGUGCAGCUGUUUGGGGUGCUUUGCUUGCUGCUUGUAGGGUCCAUUGUAAUGUAGAAUUGGCUGAAGUUGCUGCAGCUGAAUUAUUCAAGAUUGAGCCACGUAAUUCAGGUAAUUAUAUACUCUUGUCUAAUCUUUAUGCCUUUGUUGGAAGGUGGGAUGGCGUUGCUAGAGUGAGAGCAUUGGUUAGGGAGAAUAAAGUUAUGAAAAAUCGAGGUUCUAGCUGGAUUGAGUUGGGAUCUGUAGUUUAUGAGUUUGUCAUGGGAGAUGAUUCACAUUUUGAUUCAGAAAGCAUAUACUUUAUCUUGCAUUUGAUCUAUGAAAACAUGAAACUUUUGGGAUAUAUGAUUGAUUCCCAAAGGGAAGAAGUCUUGCCACAACAUGCUGUACAGCCUUCUGAUAUAUACUCCUACAAAUUGUUGGAAGAUGGCUGAUCACAAAUGGAAUAAGAAUGCUAGUCUUCUGGUAGAAAAUCUUGCAAGUUGUCAACUAUUCCACCAACAGCAUCAGCAUUAGUCUACCCUACAAGAGGUCUAACACAAUCUUCGGAUUUUAAUUUUACAAAUUAUGAUUAAAACACCACAGAAUGAAAGUGAUGACAUCACUUUUUUUCUUAGAUGGAUGAGCAUAUUAUUCAAGUAUCUAGGUAUAAAAGAAAUCACAGUUCAAGGAAUCACCAGUAAGCUUUGUUGAUUUAUUUUUUGAAAAUCAAUUAUCUAAUUGUGAGCUCCUGGGAAGUUUUUUACUACUUUUGAUUUUAAAUUGUACUUCAAAUUAAUGAUUUUGAGGGAAAGCACAAUUAUACGGUGUUAUUGUGAUGGGCAAUGAGUUUAUGUUGCAAGUUGGUUAAUUAAAGUAGAAAUCAAGU
Molecule: messenger RNA, 2485 nt
Organism: Rubroshorea leprosula
Lineage: Eukaryota; Viridiplantae; Streptophyta; Magnoliopsida; Malvales; Dipterocarpaceae
Source: the annotation of a GenBank genome assembly